Messenger RNA from Salvia miltiorrhiza (redroot sage), 982 nucleotides. RefSeq names its product transcription initiation factor TFIID subunit 9. Gene Ontology annotation, cellular component: transcription factor TFIID complex; SAGA complex. Lineage: Eukaryota; Viridiplantae; Streptophyta; Magnoliopsida; Lamiales; Lamiaceae. The record is from RefSeq and is a predicted model, not a curated record. The coding region runs from base 218 to 730 and encodes 170 amino acids. Gene Ontology annotation, molecular function: RNA polymerase II general transcription initiation factor activity; transcription coactivator activity; protein heterodimerization activity. Gene Ontology annotation, biological process: RNA polymerase II preinitiation complex assembly; DNA-templated transcription initiation. The transcript has 4 exons.
UAUAUGCAAAAUCUUGCAAUCGAUUCUGCUAUAAUUUGUCGUGGUGACCGACGGCGGGUUGGCAGCAUUUCGCGGAGUCUGGAGUUCCAGUGGCAGCUCAGAUCGCGGAUUUCCGGCGAAGUAGGGAUGCUAGUGAUGUUUUAUUGCUCAAGGUGAAUUUCGAGAUAUCAUCAACAUAAGAAGUGAAAUCAGUUCGUUGUGAGCCAGUAUUUGGGAAAUGGCUGAGGGUGGAGAAGAGGAUAUGCCGAGGGAUGGAAAGAUUGUGAAGGAGUUGCUGAGGUCAAUGAACAUUGAUGAUUAUGAACCCCAAGUUGUGCACCAGUUCUUGGAGCUAUGGUAUCAGUACGUUGCAGAUGUGUUGACGGAUGCUCAAAUGUAUUCAGAACAUGCUGAGAAGUCUGUGAUUGAUUCUGAUGAUAUCAAGCUUGCAAUUCAGUCUAAAGUCAAUUUCAGCUUCUCGCAGCCUCCACCACGAGAGGUGCUCUUGGAGUUGGCUCGGAGCAGAAACAAGGCCCCGCUGCCAAAAUCAAUAGCGGGACCUGGGAUCCCCCUCCCUCCGGAGCAAGAUAUCUUGAUCCACCCCAAUUAUCAACUUGCUGUGCCUAAGAGGCAACACGAAGAAACUGAGGAUGACGAAGAACCUGCUGGAUCGAAUCAUGAUCAGAGUGAUCUCCCACAAGAUGCUCCACAGCCCGUGUCGUUCUCACUUGGAAGUAAAGAUCCAAAAUGAUGAAAUUCGAUGGAGCUGUCUUGCUUGCAGUAUAGGAGCUUCAGUUUGUUCUUGUGUCUGAAUAUGGUCCUUUGCUCCAAUUUCAGACGACCAUUCUUUGGAAUGUAAAUGUUGCUUAUUAUAUAUCUGUUAUAGUUCUUGUUUUGUGCUCCUCAUUAAGAAAAUAAAAAUUGGUCUCGUUUUGUAAUAGCCAACUUUGUCCCGAUUGACAACAGUGGAAUGUGAAUUUUCAUUAUCACAAUUCACACAGUA